UUCACCUCUAUUCCAAACAACCUACAACCUAAUCCAGAAUCCGUGUUCUUCAUCCGACAACAAUUUUCUUCUAUCUCUUUUUUCUCCUCCCUUUACGGUGUUUCUGGUCAUAGAUAGAUAUAUUGUUUGAUUCUAUCCAUGGGUUAAAGUUAAAUCUAAAUCUGAUCUAUGCGUUUUAGUGUUGGGUUAUUCGAUUUGGAAUUGCAGUCUUACAAUACUCUCCGAUUUGAUUUGUUGGGCGUGUAAGUCUUUGGGGGUUUCGAAGAGCAUAGAAUAAUGCCUUCGCUACCCGGUCUUCUCCAUCUGCUUCCUUCCUUGAUCAUUUUCCAUGGUGGAUCUUCCUUUCAUCGUCUGAAAAACUUAGAAAAAAGUGAUCGGCGUGGUAAUCUUAGUUAACGCUACGACUCUCGUUUUCUCCGCUUCUCUUUUCUUUCCCUCUUUAUCGUUGUUGUUGUUGGUUCUGCUCCAAACGAGGUGUGAUUAUUCCGUCAACGGAUCGAGAUCCAGGGUCUGGUUUUGCUGUUCUUUCUGUGAUUGUUGUUAUCAGUUCUGUUUAGAUAGCGUUGUAGUUGCAGUUUCAAACGUCGUUUUUAAAGGUGCCUCGGUACCUGAUACCAUUGAUGGACAUGUGCUCUCAUGACAAUUUUGUAAAUAUUCUUGGAAUGACUUUUAGUGAGUCACUACAUAUUGAAGAUGCCCAGAAACCUGUACACGAUCCCCAGGGUAAUGAUAUCUGUAGUGAGAGUGACGAAAAAUUGUGUGGAGCAAUUAACAAGCAAGAGACAAAAGUAAACACGAUGUGUUUGACAAAAUCUGCAACCUUCCCAACUCCUAAUACAACAUUGCCUUCAAGCUCGUCUGAUGAGGAGGCCAAUACAUUGGUCACAGAAUCACUAUCUGAGCAUUCUGCUCAUCAAACUUACUCACGCUCAAUAUCUCUGCCUGUUUGCGUUUCUGUUGAUAAUGGAGUAAAUGUAUCUUGUAAGGCUCCUCUGAAGCUCGUAUCUGCCAUGAAAGGUAGCCGUGAGAAACAUGGGGGAUCACAGGUGAAACUAAAUGUGAAAUGGGCGCCCGAUGUGUAUGAUCCGAUACCUACAUUGUUAUCACACACUGUCAAAAGCAACAAGAAGCAACAGAAAUCUAGAAAGAAGAAGCCUGAAAAGAAGAAUGGGAAGAAGGGUCAAAAGGGAAAUUCGUCUCGAGGGGGCAACAGCAAAGACAAGCAGUUUCGCAAGAUGAGUGGAACUUCUGGUUUGUGCUACAAGUCGAUGGAUUCUUGUGAUAAAGUGCUUGUAGCUUCUACUGAAUUAGAUGCCCUUGAUUCGAACUGUGGAACUAGCUUCUUGAAAAAAUCAGUUACUGAAGUGCACUACUCAGUUGCAGAAGCGCUAUGAGUGAAAAACAAUGAAUGGUUUGUAUUCUUUCCCUUCUCUGUGUAUAUAAAUAAGCACUGUUUUACUGUUGGCUUGUAUGUGAAAAGAAAGAAAAAAGGAUUGCAUGUGGAAAGAAAGUUGUUUGACGCUUAGAGCACGGACAGUGAAGUUUGUAUUUUUAUAUGCCAUGAUGUGAUGAGACAAAUUCUGGUAGAUGAUGCCAUUUCUGUUUUCAUGAAAUCAAUUUUAACUAGAGAUUUUUGGAA
Molecule: messenger RNA, 1639 nt
Organism: Vigna angularis (adzuki bean)
Lineage: Eukaryota; Viridiplantae; Streptophyta; Magnoliopsida; Fabales; Fabaceae
Exons: 4
Coding region: 621-1394 (257 amino acids)
Source: RefSeq, a predicted model, not a curated record